GGCAGCGGGUGAGCGGCGAGCAUGGCGGACUCCCAGCUGAUCUGCCUGGACGACACGCACGUGAACGAGAAGGUGACCGAGGCCCAGGCCAGGUUCUACUACAGCGAGGAGCAGCGCCGGGCGCUGGAGGUGCUGGUCGCCCAGGGCGAGCCGGCCUACCGGGAGCGGCUGCAGCAGGGGCAGCUGCGGGACUUCCUCUCCAGCCGCGAGCUGCGAGCCCUGCCGGCCGGCUGGCGCGGCUACGAUGCGCACCUGGAGGGCGGCGGGGCCGGCGGCGAGGGCGUCUCGCUGGCCUACUGGCCGGAGUGCUCCGACACCGAGGUGCCGCCGCUGGACUUGGGCUGGACGGACAAGAACUUCUACCGGGGCAUCAGCCGGGUGAGUCUCUUCACCCACCCCUGGAAGGAGGAGAGCGCGCCGCACCUCAAGCAGAUCAUUCGGGAGAUGAUCCAGCAGGCACAGAGGAUCAUUGCGGUGGUAAUGGAUCUGUUUACAGACCGGGACAUCUUCCAAGAUAUUGUGGACGCAGCAUACAGGUGCCGGAUCCCAGUCUAUAUAAUCCUGGAUGAGGAGGGUGUGAAGUUCUUCCUGGAGAUGUGCAAGUGUAUGAAUCUCAGUAGCUUCCAGAUCCAGAACAUCCGUGUACGUUUUGUGACGGGAGUUGGGUUCUAUAUGCCAUCAGGGAAGAUCAAAGGCACCUUGGCCUCCCGGUUCCUGAUGGUGGAUGGUGAAAAAGUGGCCACUGGGUCCUACAGCUUCACUUGGAGCUCAUCCCACAUCGACAGAAACAUCCUCCUGUUGUUGACGGGGCAGAAUGUGGAGAUGUUUGAUGUCGAGUUUCGUGAGCUCUACGCCAUCUCUGAGGAGGUCAAUCUCUACAAGGAGCUGAACAUUGCUAGCCCUUUUAAUUCAGGAGUUGGGAUAUCGGCGCUUCGCUCCUCCACUGUGUCUCGUAAGAUGAUCAACCCCAAGUAUGGUCUAGUGACAGGGGCUGCCCCUGGUGAAAUGUUCUGGGCUUCACGCCAGAGGCAGGAGGCACAGGAGAAACUGGAAAGGAAUGAGGAGGAAAGUGAGUCAAAGAAGCGGCUGAAUCAGUUUCUGAAUGACUUGAUCACGGUGGAGCAGGUGCUACCAGAAAUUCUGCCACCUCUUGAGAGCUUGGGGAGAGAGAACCGGAGUCCCCAGAGAUUGCUCUCCUGGUUCCAUCGGGGUCUGAAACAUAAGUCCAAAUCCAGGGAGUCCAUUCGCGACACCAAAAAGGAUGAGGAAGCUAGCAGCUCUGUUACCAAUGGGGAAACCAAUUCCAAGCAGGGUAAGAGGUUUGGCAGCGGCUUUUUCAGCAGGAAAGCUAAACGGCCCCCCGUCAUGAAAACUGAGGCCAAUUCUUUUGCCAGUGAGGGACCCUCAGGAGAAGAGUUUGUGAUCAUGAAGACGGCAUGCGAGGACCUGAUCAGCUUCAGCCCUGUCAGCAUUCGGAGUAGUGUGGGCACCUCAGGUAAAAUUAACCCAAACUCUCCCACAGGGGAUAAAAACAAACAGUCAGCCUGUGUGAUGUCUUGAUCUGGAAGGAAUGUCAGAAGAAUUGAAGACCCCAAAAGAGCAUUUGAUGGAACGUAUGACUUCUUUCCUAUUUGAAACUUGCAGAACUUGUUCUCACACAAAUGGUCUUUCAAACCACUAUAAAUGUCCAGGAUGCAGCUUGCUCCUCCAGUGAAAGCACACGUGUUGCAUAAAGCAUAAAAAUGUGGAUGGUUCCUAUGUAAGGAUUAGCGGUGAAAGUGUUAAUGUCAAUAUUUAACUGUGAUAAUUGGAACUUGGAGCUAAGCCUGCAUUGAGAUGAAUGCAGGGGAGCUUCCCACUUCUUAAUGCAGCUAUUUCAAUCUAUCUAGCUACAGACUCAAAAGGACAUCAUUUGGGAGAAAACUGUGAAAUCUGCAGACCAUGUGGAUUUUCCUUGUCCAUGGAUUUCUAUAGAUUUCUGUUAUUAGCAGGGACAGCUAGAAGAUUCAGUGGAUGAAGAAGGUGUAUUUGGCUGGAAGAGACCAGGCGGUUAGUAUACUAGCUCUUCACUUUGUCAUAAAACUAACAACUGAGCUGAAUGAUUUGGUAAUAAUUUCCCCUCAGGAGAAGACGAGAUUUGGAAUAUAAGGGAAUGCUUCAGACCAAGAUCAAGGUGUGUGUGGAGUCCCAGGCCUGGGAUAGCAAGGAGUGCUGCAAGAUUUUACAGGGCCACAGGAGAUUAAUCAUAAAAUCAGUUUAAUCAUUAAUUCCGUGCCAUGUUGGUCUUCUUGGAAAGUGAGUAAGUAAAGGGAUACAUCUUGAAGGCUGAAGGAGAGAUGGGUGAAAGUUUCAAACAUCUGGCUUACUUUACAUUUUUAGUUAACCUCCCCCUUCCAAAUACAUAAAAAUAGAGGUCCCCAUCCCAUAAAUAUAUGGAGACACCAGUUAUUGUGCACACCCUCAUUGGAUUCAUUCAGUAUUUGGACUAGCAUUUUGUCCUGACGUAUUUGAGUGAAUUUUUGCCAUGCAGAUCACCACAAUAUGCUGCCUUCAAUAAACCCUCAGUGAUUUGUAAGAAAAAUACAUCAUAAUGGUAAAUAACCACCUAAGUACAAAUAAUAUAUUUGUACUAACACGUUAUUGAACACAGCAAAGGAAAUAUGGUUUCUUUAAAGAAAAUGAACAAAGUUCAGCACACAUUCCAAGAACGGCCAUAUUGGGUCAGACCAGUUGUCCAUCUAGCCCAGUAUCCUGUCUUCCAAGAGUGGCCAAUGCCAGGUGCCCUAGAGGGAAAGAACAGAGCAGGUAAUAAUCAAGCGAUCCACUCUCUGUCGCUCAUUCCCAGCUUCUGGUAAACCAUCCCUGCCUAUCCUGGCUAAUAGCCAUUGAGGGACCUAUGAAUUUAUCUAGUUCUUUUUGAACGCUGUUAUACUCUUGGACUUCACAACAUCCUCUGGCAAGGAGUUCCACAAGUUGACUGUGUGUUGUGUGAAGACAUACUUCCUUUUGUUUGUUUUAAACCUGCUGCCUAUUAAUUUCAUUUGGUGACCCCUAGUUCUUGUGUUAUGAGAAGGAGUAAACAACACAUCCUUAUUUACUUUCUCCACACCAGUCAUGAUUUUAUAGACCUCAUUCAUAUCCCCCCUUAGUCAUCUCUUUUCCAAGCUGAAAAGUCCUGGUCUUAUCAGGGGCGGCUCUACCAAUUUUGCCGCCCCAAGCAGUCGCCGCCAAGUUGCCGCUGCACCCGGAAGAGCAGCGGAGCUGCUGCCAAAGUGCCACUGCAGGACACGGACUGCCGCCCCAUUCUGAAUGCCGCCCCAAGCACCUGCUUGGAAAGCUGGUGCCUGGAGCCGUCCCUGGGUCUUAUUAAUCUCUCCUCAUACGGAAGCCGUUUCAUACCCCUAAUUGCGUCCUGUCCACAGCCUAUGCCCUGCCUGGAAGUUGCUCAUUGUAGCAAAUUUUUUCCUCUCAGCCGGUCUGGUUCUCAAAUACCAUGAUGGUGGGUUUGGUAUAAGAACAUGAAUGGAAUUCUCUGUCUCUACCUACUUUUCUUUAUAGGGACAGCAAACAGUCAGGAGCUGCUGCACUAGGCAUGUGCAGUAUAUUUAAUAUCAAUGACAAGUGAACUGCUUCUACUGCUGAACAUGCUCACAAGAACCUCACUUGACCUUAAGCUGGCCAUGGUACCUUUCCCUCAUUCUACUGGGUAUGCUCACUCCAAUGUAAGUUGACAAAGUGAUUGCCAGUCAGCCUAGCCAGCCUGGGAACAGACGGUACCCCCGCAACUGGUUCAACCAACUCUAACCCUAACAGCAGCUCUUUACAAAGCUUCCCCUUCCCAGUGACACAGCACAGUUAGCGGUUUACACCAUCACUUAAACACGUGAAUAACUUCAUACAUGAGUAGUGCCACUGAAUUAAGCAGGGCUACUCACAUACGUGAGUAUUUCCAGGGUUGUCUGACCUGGCUUGCUCCUUAUAAACUGAGUGGCUUAGUUUGCCUUGGUUCUAUUCUCCUCCUCUUUGUUUGGAGAUUUUUCUCUUUUUACUUGUAUUUGUUUAACUUCAAUCUCUGAUGAAGUAAUUGUUAACUAUGGCCAGGAUUGCUUCUCAUACACUUUCUAAUUGGUCAGAUGGUUGUCUGACUUCAAGUCCGUGGUGCUUCCCUAUUCUCCGUGACCAAGUAUUGUUUUUUAAAACGUGGUUUAAUAAAUACACUAAAUAAAUUCACCUAACAACAUGACGAUUUAAAUAGUCUUGUAUCUUGUUUUGAUCAAUAUAUUUUAAAGAUCUUCAUUGCUAUCCACAUAUCUUUUUCUUAUUUUUCUGAUUAAGACAGACUUAAAAAGAAAUCAAUACCUCAGCCAUUCUUUUGCUGUUAAUGUCAUUCCUGCCUCGCUUAUUAGUGGACUGAAUUUCUCUUUGGUAUUACUUUCCCCCUGGAUAUAAAAACGCUUAUUUCCUUUAUCCUCACUGGCUAACAUAAACGUGAUCAUCUUGUUUUACUGUACUUAUUUUUCCCUGCAGAUCUUGUCUGACUGUCCAUUUUUGUUUUAUUGUCACACUCAGCUUCCACAUACAAUUUUUGUUCUGUUUUUCUUCCAAUUUUUAGUAGCCUCAGGAAUUAGUUUUAUGCCUUAUCUCUGGAGUCUGAUAGGACUCUUCAGCCUUAUUACACACAACUAGAUAGUAAUAAUA
Molecule: messenger RNA, 4698 nt
Organism: Caretta caretta (loggerhead turtle)
Lineage: Eukaryota; Metazoa; Chordata; Testudines; Cheloniidae
Gene: SACK1F
Product: family with sequence similarity 83 member F
Biological process (GO): signal transduction
Molecular function (GO): protein kinase binding
Source: RefSeq, a predicted model, not a curated record